This is a messenger RNA of Podarcis lilfordi (Lilford's wall lizard), 428 nucleotides long. The record is from the annotation of a GenBank genome assembly. Lineage: Eukaryota; Metazoa; Chordata; Lepidosauria; Squamata; Lacertidae.
AUGAAGGGGGCAGGGCGCAAAGAUGCUUCAGAGCACAUUCAGAGUAAAGCACCAUGCCCACACAUGUGGGGCGAAGGGGCUGGGUUUUCAGGUAAGGGGGUGUGGCUUGAACCUUGCUUCCUAUUCAAAAAACAGACGACCGUCCUGAGUGGAACCCUGGAGUCCUGCUGGUUGGGCGCCUCGCUGCUUGGAGAUCCCAGGAGUCCGGCUUUGCUGGCCGGCUGCCUCUUCCAGCCAAUGGCAGGUCCCCGGCCCGUACGGCUGCCCAGCCCAACCUCCUCCAUCCCCGCCGGCUCCCCAAGCGGGCGGAACCCGACUGCAAGGGGGAAGAAGAGCCGGAGCAGGCCCUAGCGGGUGAGUGGCCAUGGUCGGCAGGAGCCUCCCCUCUUCCGUUUCGCCUGGGCCUGCUGCGAUCCCUCCUCUACUGA